Molecule: messenger RNA, 1779 nt
Organism: Morus notabilis
Lineage: Eukaryota; Viridiplantae; Streptophyta; Magnoliopsida; Rosales; Moraceae
Product: lys-63-specific deubiquitinase BRCC36
Exons: 10
Coding region: 116-1432 (438 amino acids)
Biological process (GO): double-strand break repair
Cellular component (GO): BRISC complex; BRCA1-A complex
Molecular function (GO): metallopeptidase activity; cysteine-type deubiquitinase activity; polyubiquitin modification-dependent protein binding
Source: RefSeq, a predicted model, not a curated record
AACUCAAAACUCGAAACUUUUCUUUGGCGAUCUCUCUCCUUCUCUAUCACAAUCCUCAUCUGAGAGAGAGAAAGUAGAGAGAGAAACAAGGAUUUUUUUGGGAAGAACAGAGAGAAUGUCUCUAACGAGUGUGAAAAUGUCGGAGGAAGUGUGGCUAACAUGCCUCACUCAUGCAUUGUCCACCGAGACCGAGGAGAUUAUGGGUCUUCUUCUCGGUGAUAUCGAGCACAAGAACGGGAGUGUAACUGCCCUAAUUUGGGGAGCAUCACCUCAAACACGUUCUGAUCGAAGGAAGGACCGUGUGGAGACUAACCCUGAACAGUUGGCUGCUGCAUCUGCUCAGGCGGAAAGAAUGACUACUUUGACUGGUAGAACGACUAGAGUGAUUGGAUGGUACCAUUCACAUCCUCAUAUUACAGUUCUUCCUUCUCAUGUCGAUGUACGGACCCAGGCAAUGUACCAACUUCUGGAUUCUGGGUUUAUUGGGCUGAUUUUUUCCUGUUAUAGUGAAGAUAUAAACAAGGUUGGAAGGAUCCAAGUAAUUGCAUUUCAGUCCUCGGAUGGGAAGCAACACCAUAUGUCAAGACCUAUUUCUCUGUCUCCCGUAAAUAGAAAUUCAAUAAUAGAUCUUGAAUCAUCAUUAAGUUCGUCAGAAAAUGCAGUGGUGAGAUCUGGAUCGAUAAAGGUGGAGAGUCCUGAACACGAUACUGGUGAUUCAAGAACUGCUGUAGGUAUUAAGGCCGGGGCAAGAUCUUCAGACUUGGGGGGCCUUUUUGCUAAUGCCGAUGCAAACUUUCAAGAAAAGGAAAGAAUUGGAGGAAACUACAAUACCAACAAUUCAAAUGACAACAUUGUUGAUAUAGAUCCCAUGGAUGUCUCAGAUGGUAUGCAAGAAGCAAUGCAUCGUUCAAACUUGGACAUGAGUGGUGCAGAGUACGUCAGGAAAGAAGUUCCUCUGUAUGUAUUGCCAACAUCAGCUCUUAUUAAACUCGACUCACCUUUGACAUCCUUUACGGAUUUGCAACGCGUAUUAAAUGAAGAGGAGCAGGAAGCAUAUAACCAAGCCAUCUUGCAAAAUACGAGGGAUUGGAAAGUUCAUCCACUUACUUUUAUACAUCACACGUCAACAUAUCAGGCUUCCAUGUGCAAGUUAAUUGAGUAUUGCUUGAGUCCAGCCAUAAAUGCACUCCAGGACCGCUUAAGAGAGAAUGAAACUCGGUUUGCCAUACUGAAUGAUGAAGCCAAGAAUUUAGAGGCCGAGGCAAAAAGGGAGAGUGACCCAAGUUCAGGAUCUUCUCGUCAAGUUCCAUCUCCUCAUGGUUCGCGCUUAAGUGCUUCGCCGGGUCAUAGGGAGUUGUAUAGUACAGCUGACUUAAUGGGUGCAAGGGCUCUUUCUGGUCCUGGUAGCCGGAGUCGAAGAGGGUCUCAAUAAAAUCUCAAAGUGACCUUGUUCCUUACCUUUUUCCCGUGUUGUAAUGUUUAGGCUAGAAAUGUUGUUUUUAGCAUAUUCUACUUCUGCCAUGACCAGUGAUGCUUCUGUAUGAAUGUUGUGAAGAUGGCAUCUGGUAAAGUUUUCAUUUUCGUCAUUUUGACAUUGGUAAAUCAGUGAAUACUGAAUAUGCCCUUUGAACACCAGGGUGGCGAGUUUGAGAAAAGGAAAGAAUUUAAACCGUCUACCGUACGUAAUGUCGGCCAUUUUUGUAUCAAAUCUACCAAAUGUAUGCGCAUUGAAGGCCUAAAUGUAUUUUUGGGUUACUUGUGUACAUGGAUUAUUCAUUG